CAAGGCUGAUUGGCAGGGGGCCCCGCCUUCUUUUGUCCUCCUCCCCUGAUACUCUGGCCCCUCAGGGAAAUACACCUGUCCCCAGCCUGAGCCGCCAGUUCUCCUCUGCUCCUCACACCUGCUGUGUGCUGCGGAGCUUGCCCGGGGGCCCCGAGGGAACCUUGCUGGACCAUGAGGGGGGCCCGGGGCAGAAGGGUCCCCUGGGUGUUCCUGAGCUGCUUGUGUUCCUGCCUCCUCUGGCCCGUGGUCCCGGGGAAAGCAGGUUCUUCUACAACAAUAAACACUACUAACACGGUUAGUACGAACUCUGCAAAGAGCAGUCACUCAGCAGCAAAAACGUCCACUCCCUCAUCCACCCCAAGUGACCACAUGACUUCAGGUGCAACGACCGAGGACACGGCCAUGUCUGGCACACCAAGCACUUCGUCCCCUUCCAGUGUCAGCCACACACCUUCCGCAGUGACAGAAAUACCCACACCAUCAGCCUCACCUGGGGACACCUCAUCAUCUUCCAGCAAAAGCAACACAUCAGCAACAACAUCACACGUCCCCACAGAGUCAAUAGUAGGAAACGGCACUGCUGUCAACACAGGGUCCAUGCCACCAGGUGUCACGGGAAGUGUUACUCCAGUCAGCUCAACAGGCUCAAUGACAAGUGGACCAGAGGGACACUCAACAGCACAUUCCACCCUGACUUCUACUCCGGAGACAACAGUGUCAUCUCAGGGUCACACGACCCAGACCAUGGAGACCAGCACAGAGUCUGCAACCAGCAGUGUCCCAGCGAUGAUCACAUCCUCUCCCUCAUCCUCCCAAAGAGGAGACACUCCUACAGAUGGCACAACCCAGGACACGACCAUGUCUCACACACCAAACACUUCGUCCCCUUCCAGUGUCAGCCACACACCUUCCACAGUGUCAAAAAUGGCCACGCCAUCAGUCUCCCCUGGUGACACCUCUUCGUUUCCCAGUGGAAGCAACACAUCACCAACGACAUCACAGGUCCCCACAACAUCAAUUGCAACAGACACCCCAGCAGGGACCACAAGGUACACGUCACUACCGGUAAUGGGAAGUGUUACCCACAUCAGCUCAACAGGCCUAAUGACAAGUGGACCAGGGGGACACUCAACAGCACACUCUUCCCUGACUUCUACUCUGGAGACAACAUCGUCAUCUCAGGGUCACAUGACCCAGACCAUGGAGACCAGCACAGAGUCUGCAGCCAGAAGUGUCUCCGCUGCGAUCACAUCCACUCCUUCAUCCUCCCAAAGUCAACACACAACUACAGAUGACUCGACCCAGGACACGGCCUUGUCUGACACACCAAGUACUUUGUCCCCUUCCAGUGUCAGCCACACAGUUCCCACACUAUCAGAAAUGGCCACACCAUCAGCCUCCCCUGGUGACACUUCAAGAUCUUCCAGUGGAAGCAACACAUCAGCAACGACAUCACAGGUCCCGACGACAUCGAUUGCAACAGACACCCCAGCAGGAACCACGGGACACACGUCACCACCUGAAACGGGAAGUGUUACACCAGUCAGCUCAACAGACUCAAUGACAGGUGGACCAGGGGGACACUCACCAGCACACUCUUCCCUGACUUCUACUCCAGAGACAACAUCGUCAUCUCAGGGUCACAUGACCCAGACCAUAGAGACCAGCACAGAGUCUGCAACCAGCAGUGUCUCAGCGAUGAUCACAUCCACUCCCUCAUCCUCCCGAAGUGAACACACACCUACAGAUGACUCGACCCAGGACAUGGCCUUGUCUGACACACCAAGUACUUCAUCCCUUUCCAGUGUCAGCCACACACCUUCCGCAGUGACAGAAAUACCCACACCAUCAGCCUCCCCUGGGGACACUUCAAGAUCUUCCAGUGGAAGCAACACAUCACCAAUGACAUCACAGGUCCCGACGACACUGAUUGCAUCAGACACCCCAGCAGGGACCACGGGACACACGUCACCACCUGAAACAGGAAGUGUUACUCCAAGGAGACACUCCUACAGAUGGUACAACCCAGGACACGGCCAUGUCUGGCACACCAAGCACUUCAUCGUCUUCUACUAUCAGCCACACACCUUCCGCAGUGACAGAAAUACCCACACCAUCAGCCUCCCCUGGGGACACCUCAUCAUCUUCCAGUGA
Canis lupus familiaris (dog) is the source of this 2154-nucleotide messenger RNA. RefSeq names its product mucin-4-like. Lineage: Eukaryota; Metazoa; Chordata; Mammalia; Carnivora; Canidae. The transcript has 3 exons. The coding region runs from base 172 to 2154 and encodes 660 amino acids. The record is from RefSeq and is a predicted model, not a curated record.